AGCCGCGCUUGGCCGCAAGUUGUAGGGGCCUAAAGAGUGAAUUGCGCCAGCUAGAGGCCAUGGCAACCAUGGCGUUGCGGGCAGCUCCAGCUUUGCGGCGGUUGACUUUAAGGACUGUGAGGCCUGGGGCUGUGCCAGUUUGGAGGCACUGGAGGCUUGCAACCAAAUGCCAGGACCUGAGUAGCACUAGUGGUGCUCAUCCGUGGGGUUUCCAUUCUUCGCGCUGCUUUGCGACCGAGAAGGACUCAGAGGAUUUGCGCAUUUCCGAACCUCACUUUCGGGAGUCCAAGAAGGAUCCUCCACUGGCCAAGCCACAUCAGGCCAAUGCUGAGUUAUCCGUGACCCUCAAUCACAUUUGGAGCGAGCAAGAGAUCCAAGAGCGCUUGGAGAAUCUGUACCAGCACCGACCAAAGACUUUGUCGGACAAAAUCAUGCACCGAAUUAUGUGGAGCCUCUACAGGAGCUUCAACUGGGUGACAGGAUUUAAGCCGGAGAACACUCCAGUCAAGGCAGUUGAGUGGCGCUUGAUUGUCCUCGAGAGCUUUGCGGGCGUCCCCGGCUUUAUGGCGGCGAUGUUUAGGCACUUCCGCUGCCUUCGCACUUUGAAGCGCGACCAUGGAUGGAUCCACACUUUGUUAGAGGAGGCUGAGAAUGAGCGGAUGCACUUGCUUGUUUGCAUGAAGAUGUUCAAGGCUGGCUUUGUUACACGUUGCUUGGUCAUGGCGGCACAAGUCUUCAUGACGCCAUUCCUGGCAGCGGUUUAUGUGGUGAAUCCAGGUGCUGUCCAUCGCUUUGUUGGCUACCUUGAAGAGACCGCUUGCCUGACCUAUGCCAACAUCAUCCACCAGGUUGAGACUCCAGGCACUCCACUCCAUGACGCUUGGUCACAACUUCGAGCUCCCGGCCUAGCCAUUGCCUACUGGAAGCUCUCAGAGGAGGCCAUGUGGAUCGAUGCUCUCAAGUGCAUGUUCGCCGAUGAGAGCAACCAUCGUGACGUGAACCACACCUUUGCCACCAUGAACACUGAUGAUCCCAACCCCUUCGUGAGCAAGCACCGUGCGGACGCGGAUAUGGCCUGGCACUACGAUCAUGAUGGCAUUUGUGCAGAUGUAGGUUGCCACAAGACCUUGCAAGUGAAGGAUCCAAAGAAGUGAGCGUAGUUGCCUUAGCCUCAAGUGCUGUUGAGUGCGGCAGUGAAAACAGACUGAUAGCUUAGCUUUGGGACAAGAAACAACCUCCGGAGAAAUUUACAUUUUGAAGGUGACUGGUCGUGAUUCACUUGUAACUUUCCACACAUUGGCCAUUCAAAGGCACUGAUGGUGUAUAUUUGGCGAUA
This is a messenger RNA of Durusdinium trenchii, 1336 nucleotides long. NCBI's taxonomy places the organism in Eukaryota, Dinophyceae, Suessiales, Symbiodiniaceae. The record is from the annotation of a GenBank genome assembly.